GAUUUAAUUAUCGUGACAUAAAAUUAUUUUGAUAUUAUUAUUUCAGACAAAAUGCUUGGACUUGGACAGCUUCCUAAGGAAUAUAACAAGGCCGUUCAUGGACCUUAUGAUCCCGCAAUCUUUUACGGAAAGAAGGAUACUCCUCUGAGCCAGGUUAAGCUCUACCAGCUCCCAGCUUGGUUGGCCAGGAGAAAUCCUUCCCCUGUUGCUAUGGGUAGAGCUGUCAGCAGGGCUUAUUGGAGAUGGAACCACAAGUACGUUCUCCCCAAGUACAGCGGUAUCACCCCUGUUCUUCAGUUGACUGUUGCCUGGUCUGCUCUGUUCUACUGUCUGAACUACAGCGGUAUCUCCCACCACACCAAUGCCAAGUAUCACUGGUAAACAAAGGAGCUGAGUGAAGGUGGUUUAAAGUUUAAUGUGUAGUCGAGUAUAGAUAAAUAUGAAACACAUUCUCAAUAAACAAUUUUAAAUAGUUA
This is a messenger RNA of Eurytemora carolleeae, 476 nucleotides long. RefSeq names its product putative ATP synthase subunit f, mitochondrial (gene ATPsynF). Gene Ontology annotation, biological process: proton motive force-driven mitochondrial ATP synthesis. The transcript is spliced from 6 exons. Gene Ontology annotation, molecular function: proton-transporting ATP synthase activity, rotational mechanism. The record is from RefSeq and is a predicted model, not a curated record. Lineage: Eukaryota; Metazoa; Arthropoda; Copepoda; Calanoida; Temoridae. Bases 52 to 381 code for a protein of 109 amino acids.